This is a messenger RNA of Saccharomyces eubayanus, 1313 nucleotides long. Its product is annotated as PEP1-like protein. Gene Ontology annotation, biological process: Golgi to endosome transport; Golgi to vacuole transport; protein targeting to vacuole. The record is from RefSeq and is a predicted model, not a curated record. The transcript has a single exon. The annotation marks the transcript as partial. Gene Ontology annotation, molecular function: protein binding. Gene Ontology annotation, cellular component: membrane; Golgi apparatus. NCBI's taxonomy places the organism in Eukaryota, Fungi, Ascomycota, Saccharomycetes, Saccharomycetales, Saccharomycetaceae.
AUGAUACUCAUUCAUAAACUAUAUGCCAUUUUGACAUUACUACUCUUUCCCUUGAUCAAUGCGGAGGGAUUUUCCCCCAGAGUAACAAAGACUAUUUCGGAACAUUCGAUCGGUUUAUGGAGUUUUGAUGAUUCUAACACUCUACUUAGAACGCAAGGUGAUUCCUUGGCCAUUAGUUUUGAUGCUGGGGAAAAAUGGGAAAAGAUCAAAGACAUUGAAGAGAAUGUCAAUUGGGUAUAUAUGGACCCCUUUAAUAGACACGACAGAGCAAUUGCAACUCCAAUGCACGGAUCAUACUUCUACAUGACCGAUGAUCAAGGUAAAUCGUGGAAACUUAUAACCAUAGAGGAUUCUGAAGAGGAAUCACCAGCUAUUAAUUGUGAUUUAGCUACCCAUCCCACAAACAAACAAUAUCUUAUUGUAAGAUGUAGCUACUAUAAAGAAGGAGAAGGUGGAGACGACGGCUCAAAUAUAGAAUCGCGUUGUUUUGAUAAAACUUACGGAUCAAGUGACGGUGGGAAGUCCUUUUCUGAGAUCAAAUCUUCCUUAAAGAGUAACGAGAAAUACCCUCUUAGCAUCACUCGUUGUGACUUCAUCAAAUCUAGCAAAGAUUCUGAUUUGGGGAGUAAUGAUGCCUCAAUAAUUUGUCUUUACCGAAAUUCUGGUUUCCCUGAAGGUGAGUACGGUGAUUACGGAAUUACUAUUACCGAGUCGCAACUGUUUUUAACUACUGAUUGGGGUAAAUCGGUCAAAGAAUUCGAUCAAUUUAAAGAUAAAGCCGUUGGUUCAUACGAUGUGUUGAAGUCUCACGUCGUCAUCUUAACCCAAGGUGAUAGAUACAAUAAGAUGUCCUCUAUGGAUAUUUGGAUAUCUAAUGAUCUGUCAACUUUCCAACUGGCUCAUCUGCCUACCCAACUAAGACACACAGUCCAAGGACAGAUAUAUGAAGACUCUAUCGGAAGAAUCAUCGUACCUAUAUCUAGAGAAACGAAUGAUAAAGAAGACGACAAAUCCAUCACGUCAAAAAUUUUAAUCUCCGAUUCUCAGGGUUUAAAGUUCACUCCCUUUGAAUGGACCAAUAAUGAACAGUUUGGACAUACUAAUCUUGCCCAACCUGAUUUCUUAAAGGGAACAAUGAUUGGAUCGUUUUCCCCUUCAUUUAGCGAUCACGAUGGAAAAGGCAAGGAACAGAGAAGUAAUAAAAAAGCCAAAAUAUCCGUUGAUAAUGGUGCGACAUGGGCAAAUUUGAAAGUUGUUGAUCCAGAGAAUGCAGAUUCAUUUGGCUGUGAUAUUACCGAUCCCGAGAAUUGCUC